GGCGAGUGGAUGAGAACAAACUAUAGUGAGCGACAAAUUUCAAGUUUUAAGUGCAGUAUCUAAGUACUUUGCACACCUUCGUUAGUUGAUAAUGUGCCAUGCAAUAGUGUACUCGCCGAUUUGUUUCUGGUCAUACUUUAUUGUAGACUAGCUUUAUAAGCUAGUGGUUGUUGUCAGCGGUAACCUAGCAGCCAAAGCAUCAGAGAGUGGAAACGCCAGAAUGGACGUUUAUUCAUCUGUCACAUGUAGUUUCCGUCUGUCGGAUAUAAAUAACGAGGACAGACCUUAUCGUCACGUUCAAGUACUAAACUACAGCGUGCAAUACCAAUGGUGAAUCAAUCUCGUCCCGAUUCACCAUCAACAAUUAGCCUAGCUUUAAGACUAACACCAGCAUUCUGUAGUUAUCGCGGCACAAACUUUCACAAACAACGAAGCAAAGAUGCCGCCGGCUGCCCUUGAGUGGGAUAAAGUGACGACAAUUGAACCGGCGACCCUCCAUCAAUGUGGGAAAGGCCAAGUGGACGAGGUCUUCGACAUGUUCAUUAUGACAGAAGAUUGGGAAGUGAAGAAUAAAACUCCCGAGGACAUUGUUCAUGUCUUCAGGGUGUUACAGGCCAUGCUCAAGAUAAAGGAUCGGGAACUUGCUGUUUCCAUCAAAUUCUUUGAAGAUGCUGUGGAAGAAAAUGCAAAAGCUGAAAAUGAACUCCUUGCUAAGGUGUCGAAGCUGGAGCAAGAACGGAAGAACCUCGGCACUGGACCAGACAGCCGCUUUCUGAGAGAUGAGAUCCGGCAGCUUGAGAUCCAACUGGAGCAAAAGGAUAAGGACCUGACCCAGUUAAAGAAAGAAAUGGUCAAGGAAAAGAAAACCCAUGAGGAGUUGGUUGUGCGAGCAGAGAAAGCUGAGGAUGAUGUGAAAAAGCUAAAAAGAGAGAAUGAGCAGCUCCAGCAGGACGUGCUCUUCUAUCGCGAAGAGUUGGAACAGAAAGAGUCGGUUCCGUCCAGGGAAGAGAACGCUGAAAUGCAGAGAAAAAUCAACUUAUUGAAACGCCAUAUCUGCCAGGAUGAGGAAGACCUUCAGCGGAUCGGGGAAGAAAACACACACCUGAUAACACAGAAUGAGCAGCUGCAGAAAAGCCUAGAGGAAUCCGUGAAGGAGAUGGAGGCCAUGACAGACGAGUACAACAAGAUGAAGAUUGUUGUACAGCAGACGGAUGCCAUUAUGGACCAGCUCAGGAAAGAGAGGGAUCAUUUAAAGCUGCAGGUCAGAGAGUUAACGGAUAACAUUCAUGGCAUGACUGGACAGGAUGACCCAAUUAUGGCAGCAGUUCAUGCCAAAGUGGAAGAGUGGAAGCAAGUGCUCUCUGGGAAGGAUGAGGAAAUUAUACUGUACCAACAGAUGAUUCGCGAUCUGAGGGAUAAGCUGCGUUCAGCCCAACUGGAUGUGGAGAAGAGCAACGUUAUUGCCUUGCAGCAGGCUGUCCAAGAGCGGGAUAUCCAAAUCAAGACGCUGAGUGAGCAGGUGGAGCACUAUACAGCAGACAUGGAGCAGCACACUGUUUUCAUUGAGACGUUAAAGACAUCCGUGAAGAAAGACAGAGGUCUGCCCUCAUCCACACAGCAGAGAAAGAUGGAAGAGCUAAAGUCUAAGCUGGAAGCUGCAGAGAGCAGAGCAGUGCAAGCAGAGCAGGUGGUAAAGCUUGCUGAGGCUCAUGCCGAGGAAAAGGACAAGGCACUCAUUGAGACUUCUGUGCGCUUGAGACAGUAUGAAUCUGGCACUUAUGGGCUGGAAGCUGCCAUUGCGGAGAUUAAAGAGUGUAAAAAUCAAAUCAAAGAGAGAGAUUGUGAUAUAGAGGCCAUGACCAAAGAGAUCAACCAGCUUGGGUUGAGGAUCAAUGACCUCUUGGACGAAAACGAGGAUCUCCGAGAAAAACUAGGUCUGGACCCAAAGCAGGAAGUGGAUCUGACAGAAUUCAGACGAGCCAAAUGUCUCAGGCAGCGCCAGUACAAAGCAGAAAAUCAAGUCCUUACAAAAGAGAUUGAACGGCUUGAAGAGGAAAGACUGGACCUAAAGAAGCAAAUUAGGCAUAUGGCCAAGGAAAGAGUGAACUCAAGGCCAAGCGUUGUCCUGGAGGAGAACAUUGGCUCCGACAGAACUGUGCCACUGAGAAGCACUCACACAGAUGAAGAGAUCAAACACAAGAAUGAACACCUGGAAAAAAAACUGACUGAAAAGGAGAUUGAGUUGAGACUUCUGAAGACCCAGUUUCAAGCCAAAGCGGAAGAAUUGUCAAAAGUGAAACAAGAUCAGGAGACUGUCCUGAAAGACGCUCUCCAAGCCAUGAGGAUUAAUCAAGAGGCCACUGCAUCUGAUGGUGCCAUCAUUACACUGGCUAAUGCAGUAGAUGUCAGCGAUAGGAGUGCGAAGUCUGAAUCAGCUCUGCACCUCAAGUCCCACGUACAUCAGCUGGUGGGGAGAAACCAAGAACUGAGACAGGAACUGAAACUGGCACGUGAGGAAGCGGCAAGCAGCUUCAGCCAACUUGGCAGAGCCAAAGAAAAGGUGAGCCACUUGGAAGGGGAAUUGGAGCUGCUUAGGAAGUCAGGCAGCACUGGCGUUGUCCUCAGACCUCUGACCCUUCCUGAGGAGCUGGGGCCCAGCAGCACUGAGGUCAUUAGUUCCCUGAAUGAGUACGCCGUUCGACUUCUUCAGGAACAGAAAAAUAAGGAGGAACAAUGCAAGACGCUUACUGGAAUGUUGGAGCAAUACAAAGAGAAGUUUUCUGUUAUCAGCCACCAACAGGGACUCCUUUACAAAGAAUACCUAAGUGAGAAGGCUGAGUGGCAGAAGGAGAAAGAGACGUUAAAAGAGGCGAAAGACAAGCUGGAAGAGCAAAAGCAAGUGGAUGCUGUUAAAGUUCAAGAGUUUAAUGAGCUGCUUGACACGCUUGGAAAGGGCCCAGAGGAAGUCAGGAGACAGUUGAGUGAAGCAUUGCGCAAUCUGACAAUGCUAAAGGUCAACGAGAAGAAACUGAUGCGCCGCUACACCACCCUGCUGGAGCAGGAGCAGCACCUCCGCAAGGAAAACAACAGACUGAGAGAGGAGAGUGUCCACAUGCAGACUUCUGUCACCCAGAGGAUUGGUUACCUGCAGAGAUAUAAGGAAAUGUCUGCAUAUAAAGUCGCAGCUCUGCAAAAGGCCUUGGACGACAGUGUGCCCGCUUUAGAGCUAGAAAAGGCUAACAGACAAUACACAGAGCUCACAGUCAAAUACAGAGAUGUGCUGCAGAGGGACAGUUGCCUCAUACGGAGAACCACCAACCUCGAACAUUUGGAGAGUGAGAAUGAGUCUCUGCGGGCGCAAAUCUCUGCUGUGAAUAAAGAGCUGGAGAUCACGAAGGAGAAACUGUAUACUUUAGAGCACGCGUGGGAGAGCAUCAGUUCAACUGGAGGUGAAAGUGGUAUGGAUAAAGCAGGGAAGGCACUGGCCAACAACGAAAUGGUAUCAGCUGCCAGAAGAAUCACCACUCUGGAGAUGAAGGAGCUGAAUGAAAGGCAGAGAGCUGAGCAUGCCCACAAAAUGUAUGAACACACGAGGAGCUCCCUCCGGCAUGUGGAGGAGCGCAACUUAGAGCUGGAAUCCAAGAUUGCAGAGUUGACCAGAAUGAAUGUGGAGGCCCAGAUGAUGGAACGGGAGCUGAGAGAUGAGCUGGCAAACAGCGUCAGUAAAGCUGUCAGUGAUGCUGAUAGAGCAGCGAUUAGAAGGCUGGAGAAAGCCGAGGUCGAGCUUCGCAUCGAAGUCUCCAAGUUUCAAGAGAUGUCUGAUGUGGCUGUGAUGCAGGUGACUGCUCUACGGGCACGACUCAGUUCUAGUGAGAAGGAAGUAGAAGCUUUGAGGAGACAAAUAAUGGACUUCCAGUCGCUGUCCGAUGAGAAAGCCUUCAUUGCGCAGCUCCAACAACACAUUGUGGCUCUGCAGCUCAGUGAAUCCGCGGCGAUGGCCAAACUAGAGGCCGCCACCUCUCGCGUUCAACAACUCGAGGCCUACAAGCUGCGCGCCGAACAGCGGCUGGAUGCCAGCGAGCGCACCCUGUUCCUUGUCCACCAGGAGUGCAGAAAUCGCUCCAAGCACCUACGGCAGACCAUUCAAUCACUGCGCAGGCAGUUUGCCGGAGCCCUGCCGCUUCGCCAACUGGAAAAAUUCUCCGUGACCAUGGUAAGCCUCCAGGAAGACAGAGCAAAAGCCCAGGAGGAGAAGAAGACCGCGGAGAAGGAGAGGAGGAGCGCUGAGGGCAAGGCUGAGGAGCUGGAACUGAGGCUUUGUGGGCUGCAGGAACUCAUCUGUACACUGAAGGAUGUGAAAGGAGCCCAGAAGGUCACCGAGUGGCACAAGAAGAUGGAAGACUGUCGUCUGCAGGAGCUGCGCAAAGGUAGGGAACUGGUGGUCCAGAAGGAGGAGAUCAAGUAUCUGAAGAACCUUGUGGAGGAACAGGAGCGAACCAUACGCUCGCUGGAAGAGGACAUUGUGCAGCACAACAUGCUACAAGAAGAACGGCAACUUGCGUGGGAUCAGCGUGAGGUGGAGCUGGAGCGCCAACUGGACCAGCACGAGAAGCACCAGAGUGUGGAAAAGCUUGAUGAGGGUUCAGACUCGGGCAAAAUCAGAGAGCAUAGCUACACCAUCUCGGAAACGCAGGCCACCUGUAAACGUUUGUCUGAGAGGCUGAAAGAGAAAGAAGCAGCUCUGUCGAAGGCAGAGCAAAACAUCGAGUCCAGGGAUAAAGUUAUCAACGAGCUGCGCCUUCGGCUCCCGACCACUGCCACGCGGGAACACGUGCUCGCCGACCUCGCCAAGCAGGAAGUGGGCCAAUCCGACAGUCAGCGCGCCCUCAAGCUGGCUCACCAGACCAUCAAAGACCUCCAGCGUCAACUCGACAAAAAAGAAGACGUAAUAAAGAAGUUCCACAAACAAGUCGAACAGGAUCAAAAUGAGAUGAGGGAGAGACACCGCGAGGAGCUCCGAAUGCUGGAGCAGAAGCUGACCUUGCACUCGGAGACCUCCCUGGACCGCAUCAGACAGACUGCAAGGGAGUUGGUACGGAAACCCACUCUCAGAGCGCCGACCUCGGAGCACCUCGAGAGCCUGGCUGAGUUGGAGCAAACGGUGGCUGAGCAGGACCUCUCGCUCUCCUCUUUAAGAAGCUGCUUGCAGGUGGUUUAAAUAAAACUAUUACGUGUAUGUAACCUGAUGCCUUGUAAAAUAAACUCAAUAUGGAUGUUUUGCAGGAUGGAGGAGCACUGUGCUGCCCAGCUGAAGGCCCUGGCCGAUGACAAUGAGGAUCAGAGGAGCCAGAUGGCCCAGAUGGAGAAGGAGAUGAACUACCUUCGCACCGAGCUGGAGGCCCAGAAGGAGGCCAACAUCCGCUCCCCCAGCAACACCAUGAAAAACCUGGUGGAACGACUGAAAGCGCAGCUCGCCCAGAAAGAAAAACAGCUCAAGGGUCUCAGUAAGGCACUGCUGGAGCUGCGGGCAGAGAUGACGUCCGCUGCAGAGCAGCAAGUCCUUGCUGCCGCAGUGCAAAAAGAAGAGGGCCUCAAUGUGCAGAAGUUGAUUGACAAACACACCAAAGACUUGAAGGUGCGAGUGCAGGAACUCGGCGAGGAACUUCAAGCUGCGAAAGAGUCUGCAAAGGUGGCCAGAGGUCAGGAGAACACGCUGAAAAAGGAGGUGGACAGCUUGAGCCAGGAGCUCCAGAGGAGUCAAAAAGCCCAGAGACGUGCGCAGGCCGAGAAGGAGGAGAUGGAGCAGGAAGUUCAUGAGCUCAAGCAACAAAACAAGAGGCUGAGCAGCACUCUUCAGAAUCAACAAGAACCACAUGGCAGGGGGCUGACCGUUGAGAGUCUGCAGAAGAAGAUUAGGAGGCUCGAGUCGGAGUUGGAGAAUAAAGCGGACAUGAAAAAUGACAGAGAUGAGCGCGGAAAGGCCAAAGAAGAAGUUGUGCGGUGGGAGGAGGGGAAGAAAUGGCAGGGGAAGGUGGAGAAAGUAAAGCAUUCACUGACGGAGAAGGAACGCGAGACUGAGUCACUGUCGAAGCAGCUUAACAUGCUCAAAGAACUCUAUAGCAGGCUGGAGCAAGAGAAGGUUGCACUCCAGAAAAGGCUAAAGGCUCGAGGUAUAACAGCUGACCAGGUGGUGGGGGUGCGAUCCACUGAAAUGGAGAAGGAAAUGGAGGAGCUGAAGAAGAAGAACUCAGACCUGGAGACAGAGAUUCUCACUAUUAAACAACACCAGGCUUUACCUCACGAUGAUGCCAUGGACAAUCUGAUGCAGAGGAACCGCUACCUUGAGGAGAAAGUCCACACUCUGGAGAGUCAUAUAUCCAAAGAAUCUCUGUCCAGACCCUCUACUUCAGGAAGAGGCACCGGCACUCCCUCGCAGCGGGAUCACGACCUCCAAAAAGAAAACCUCAAGCUCGCCUCCGAGAACCUGGAGCUGCGCUUUAAGCUGGAGCAAAGCAACGUGGACUUACCGAGACUCAAGAAUCAAGUUGCAGACCUGAAGGAGAUAUGCACUGCUCUGAAAAAGGAAAAUGCUGAGGUGAAGAAAAAGCUGGCCCAUGUGCAUGGAGCUGGCCAGAGUGGUAAAACUGUACCUGAACUGGAGAAAACCAUUGGGCUGAUGAAGAAGGUGGUGGAGAGGGUACAGAGAGAAAAUGAGACCCUGAAGAGGUCGAGCGCGUCCGCGAAUAAAGACCGAGCCGCUGCUUUGAAGCAGGAAAAUGAGAAACUAAAGGCCGACUAUGAGAAGCUAAAGAGUCAAAGUGAGGCUGAGCUGAAUUCCAAACUGGAAUCCAAAACCAAAGGACUGGAGAAAAUCGUGACGGAAAACGAACACCUGCGCAAGCGCAUCAAAAGGGAAGCGGAGACUGCCGAGAGGCUGAGAGCCACCAAAAUGAAUCUGGAGGUGAAUAACGAGAAGCUCGAGGCAAAGCUGGAAGAAACCGACAAGCGGCUUCUCGCAGCUCUGUCCUCGCCGCUCACAGAGGGAGCAGACAAGAACUGGAAGGCGUCUGUCGUAACAAGAAUGUAUGAAAACAAAAUGAAGGAACUGGAGACGGCGCUCUCACAGAAGACCUCGAGCCUCGCCGAGCUCAAGCACCAGCUGAAGGAGGCGAAGGAGCGGGAGGAAGGAGCUCAAACAAGCAUCUGGGGGCUUGAAGAUCAGGUUGACAAGUUAAAAAGCAGAUCGACUGCCUCAGAGAGUGAAACGAGACUCGCCAAAGAGUUCCAGGCAAUGAGGUUGCUGAACACCGAGCUGCAGAAGGAGAACGCGGCUCUGAAGCAAAGACUGGACAAGCACAGUGAGCGCUACGGAGAGGCGUCUCCCAAACUCGAUGAGGGAACGCUGGCAAACCUCCUGCAGGCGGCGGAAAGCGAGAAAGCCAAACUCCAAACCGAGGUGAGCAGGCUGACGAAAGCGCUGGAGAACUUUGACCCGUCGUUUUUUGAGGAGCUUGAGGACUUGAAGUACAACUACAACGUGGAGGUGAAGAAGAACAUUCUGCUGGAGCGAGAGCUGAGGAAAGUGUGCGGUCAGUUUGGUGUCGAGGUUCAAAUGCCCCAUGUGUCCAUCAGUUAACUCGGGGGUCACCACGACUGUUCCCACUACACCCAUAUCAUACACUUUUAGGCUUUAAAAAUCCACUAUGUCCUUAGCAACUGAGGUCAUCUUCUGCCGUGAUGUUGUUUUAUACGAGACACUCACGAAAAAGUGACGACUGACUUGUUAAGCAGUUAUUUUUGGUGUAACUGAAUCAUUAGAAUCAGAACUGAACUGAACUGAAAUACAGUGGGAGCGGAAAGGGGUUGUGUUUCGGCUCGCAAUCGCCGGCUUUCGGUGGUGCGGACGCUACAUUAACCAGACUUCUCUGUUAAAUAUUGAGAUUUGAGACAUUUCCUUGCUAAAUGUUGGAGAUG
This is a messenger RNA of Solea senegalensis (Senegalese sole), 7974 nucleotides long. It is a transcript of the gene cep290, whose product is annotated as centrosomal protein 290. NCBI's taxonomy places the organism in Eukaryota, Metazoa, Chordata, Actinopteri, Pleuronectiformes, Soleidae. Gene Ontology annotation, biological process: camera-type eye development; kidney development. The transcript has 52 exons. The record is from RefSeq and is a predicted model, not a curated record.